This is a messenger RNA of Ziziphus jujuba (common jujube), 1738 nucleotides long. Its product is annotated as alpha carbonic anhydrase 4-like. The record is from RefSeq and is a predicted model, not a curated record. The transcript has 6 exons. Gene Ontology annotation, molecular function: carbonate dehydratase activity; zinc ion binding. Lineage: Eukaryota; Viridiplantae; Streptophyta; Magnoliopsida; Rosales; Rhamnaceae. The coding region runs from base 161 to 1090 and encodes 309 amino acids.
UAAAAAAAAAGUUGUAAUUACGUUUUAGACGACUUUGUCACGCUCCAUUACAGAGCGUGAGGGGAGGAGGCGCUCAGAAUUUCUGUGUCCCCAAAGACCUAUAUAUUUUGAAAUUUCUGCGCUAAGAACUGAAACACCGCAUAUCAUACCCCACACCACCAUGUACUGCUACACCAACUCCUCCUCCUGGUUCGUCUUUUUCUCUGCAGUUUCUCUCAUUCUCUUCUUGUCUUUCCAUUCUCUUUUCUGCAUUUGCAGAGCUCUUGAUGAAGAAGUUGAUGAUGAAAGUCCAUUUACUUAUGUCGAAGGAAGUGGUAAAGGACCAAAGGAAUGGGGUCAGCUUAACCCACAUUGGAAAGUUUGUAAUAAUGGAAAAUUGCAAUCUCCAAUUGAUCUUCUUGAUGCCAGAGUGGAGGUUUUUCCCAAUUUAGGGAAACUAAAAAGGGAUUACAAACCCGCUCCUGCUAUUGUGAUGAACAGGGGACAUGAUAUUACAGUGAAGUGGAAAGGAUAUCCAGGAAAAGUUAUCAUAAAUGGGACUGAUUAUAAUCUGCUACAAUGUCACUGGCAUUCACCCUCUGAGCACACCUUUAAUGGAUCAAGGUACGAUCUCGAGCUUCAUGUUAUUCAUUUAAAUUCUAAAGGAGAGGUAGCUGUUACUGGUAUUGUUUACAAAUAUGGCCAACCCGAUCCCUUCCUCACAAAGCUAUUGGAGCACAUAAAAAGGGUGGAUCACAAUGAACAGAUAGAGUUGGGAAUUGUUAAUCCUGGUAUUAUCAAGUUUGGAAGCAGAAAAUAUUACAGAUAUAUCGGUUCCCUUACAGUUCCUCCUUGUACUGAGGGUGUCAUUUGGACCAUAGUUAAAAAGGUAUUUUUACUAAACAUAUCCCAUAUCUUCUUCAAUAAUAUGUAUGACAAUGAUGUUUCUUAUUUCUUCUUCCUUUUCAUUGUCUUUUUACAGGUUCGAACGGUUUCGAGGGAGCAAGUUCGAGCAUUGAGGGAAGCUGUUCAUGAUGGAUUUGAGGCAAAUGCAAGGCCAACUCAAGAAUCGGCUGGAAGAUCAGUGUUGUUUUAUACUCCAAAGGUCUGAUAAUGGAGGCUUCUGCGUUGCUUUACGCGAACUGGUAUAAGAAUGAGAACUUGGAUAACCACAUCAUUGGAUUGUAUUCGUCUCCCAUCGAAAAUAAAUAAUAAUAAUAACCGCAUUGGAGAGGGUUUGGCUUUCAUAUAAAAUAUACAUAAAUAGCCCCUUAUAGCCGAUAUGCUAUGUUUUAUUGUAAAAAGUACUAGUUUUGAAAUGGCAUUUAAAGUCAAGCUAGUUAUCUAAAAGCAAGUUGGCAUUAUAAAUUGUUUUUGAAGUGGUUUGGCAAUUAACCGACAAAAUACAAAUCAAAAUCUAAAAAACAAAUUUAGUUAGAAUGUUAAUCAGGGAAGAAAUGAGGCUAAUUCAAAGGUAUCCUUUCUCUUUAGUGCCUUUCAAGUCCCCAAGCCUUCAACCUCAAAAAGCAAAGCAAUAGCUUCGGAAUUAUCCACAAGUUAACAAUUAGUGCAGAAACUUACAUCAAUCUAUAAGAAGAGGAAAUAUACAAUAAUUAGAUAGUUUAAAACCAAUAAAUAACCAUACGAAAGCUGUUACGUACAUGCCACAAAUUAAGGAUAUCCUAAACAUUACAUACAUGGGGGGAAGAAAAAAAACCCAAAGAAAAGCAUAAAAAACGCAACAAAACAAAACACCUAA